AUGUGCCAGGUUGUUUUCUACACCUACGCUUGCUCCCAUGUGGAGUCUGUCACUUACCGCUGUUCCAAGUGUGUCUACCCCAAGGACAGCCACUGCUUUCUUCGCCAUAAGUCCCAGCACACAUUUCUUGAAGACCAGCUUUGCCACGACUGCACUGAGAGAACGCGCCAGAUUCGUCAGGACCAGCAGCCUCAGUCUCGCCCCCAGUCCCAGCUGCAGGUGCGCAACAGCCAGCAGGUGUCUUCUCAGACUCAGCAGCCUCAGGUGCGCCAGGAUUCGCAAUCCUCCUCUCCCAAUGGCAAAGGCAUUCGCCCUCUUGAGUCCAACAAGCUUGCCAACAUGGACUGCUACCUCGAGGGCACACUUGGUCUGACUCCCAGCGAUGUUUAUCGCUUUUACGCCCGACAACGUAAGUGA
This is a messenger RNA of Colletotrichum truncatum, 417 nucleotides long. RefSeq lists its product as uncharacterized. NCBI's taxonomy places the organism in Eukaryota, Fungi, Ascomycota, Sordariomycetes, Glomerellales, Glomerellaceae. The record is from RefSeq and is a predicted model, not a curated record.